GAAGAAACACGAGAGAACACCCGAAACUGUUUACUAUGCAAGAACGAGUGUUUAUUGCAUGCUCCGGGCUAUUUUUGUGAUGAUGAACUAUGUGACAAAGAAGAUGAGCUGAGCACAUUUUGAUAAGCUGAUCCCAUUCAGAACAACAUCAUAAUGGCGAACACAGCUGUGAUGAACCAGUUCAUUGCGGGGCUGAAGAGUCGGUCGGAGGAUGUGCGGGUGAAGGCUGCAAAUGACCUCCACCAUUUUGUUAGCACAGAGUUGAGGGAGAUGCAAUUAGAGGAACACACUUCAUUUAUGGAUGAAUUUAAUCAUCAUAUAUUUGAAAUGGUUUCCAGCUCUGACCUCAAUGAGAGGAAGGGUGGCAUCUUAGCAAUCGUGAGUCUGAUCGCUGUGGAUGUGGGCAACAUGUCUACGAGAAUUAGUCGCUUUGCCAACUACCUGAGAAAUUUGUUACCUUCAAGUGAUGUGAGUGCUAUGGAAAUGGCUGCUAAGGCAGUAGGGAUACUGGCUCAAUCGUCUGGGACAUCUGCCGCAGACUAUGUUGAUUUUGAAGUGAAGCGUGCUCUCGAGUGGCUAAACGGCGAUAGACAGGAGAACAGGAGGCAUGCUGCUGUUCUUGUCCUCAAAGAAUUGGCCGUAGGUACACCCACAUUCUUCUUUCAACAAGUUCAGCAAUUCUUCGACUCAAUCUUCACAGCCAUCAGGGACCCAAAGCCCAUCAUACGAGAGGGAGCUGCAGCAGCCCUGAGAGCUGCCCUGGCUGUGACAUCACAGAGAGAGUCCAAGGCCACACAGAGGUCACAGUGGUACAGGCAAUGUUAUGAGGAAGCUGAAAAACAGUUUGAUGAAAUGCAGAGUCGUGAGAAAAAACUGUCCAGAGAUGAUUGGGCACACGGAUCCCUCCUCAUCAUCAAUGAAUUACUCCGAUGUAGUAACGUAGAAGGGGAGAGAUUGAGAAUAGAAAUGGAGGAAAUUACUGUACAGCAAUAUUUGCAUGAAAAGACUGUUAAGGAAACCUCCAAGCACAAGUCACAAGGGAACGUGAUUGCUCUACAACAGCUGCAGCAGAAGUCGUCUCCCCUGACUAACUUUGGCAUGGGAUCUCGCCAAAUUCCACAGAAAAUACCAUUUUUUGAAAGUCAUUUGUGUAAAGACUUAAUGACUGCAAAUUUUGAUAAGGUGUGUGCGUUAAUUCUGAGGAACAAAGGAAGUCGCUCUACUUAUGUCCAGCAGACCCUACUCAUAGUGUUUCCUAGACUGGCAGCCUUCAACCAUGUAACCUUCUCAAAACUGUAUCUUGAUGAGACAAUCAACUUUCUGCUGGUGACACUGAGGAAUUCUAAGGAGAGGACAGCAGCCUUCCAGGCUUUAGGCCUUCUAUCUAUUUCUGUGGAGGAAGAUGUAUCGAAACAUCUCGCCAAGAUCAUGGAUGUUCUCAAAAACUCCCUUCCCUCCAAAGAUCUGCCUGCAAAGAAGCACAAGAGUUUUGUGGUGGACCCAGCGGUAUUUACUUGUAUCAGUAUGCUAGCCCGAGCUGUGGGACCGAGGAUGACCAAGGAUGUUCGAGACAUGCUGGAUUCCAUGCUAGCUACAGGGCUGAGCCCUGCUCUCACUGCUGCACUGAAGGAUCUUGCCACUCAAAUCCCCCAGCUCAAAAAGGAAAUACAGGAUGGGCUACUGAAAAGCUUAUCGUUGAUUCUGAUUGGACGCCCCCUGAAGCAUCCAGGAGCCCCAAACUCCCCAACAAUGCCGAUACCAGUGUCAGGGUCUGUGGGAAACCUUGCGGAAACACAGGAUGUCACAAGCAUUACAUUGGCUCUCAAGACUCUAGGAAGCUUUGAUUUUGAAGGUCAUUCUCUGACCCAGUUUGUGAAGCAUUGUGCAGAGCAUUACCUUUCCAGUGAGUUCAAAGACAUUCGGAUGGAAGCUGUCCGUACGUGUGCCAGGCUGCUGUCUCCACUGCUGGUUCUCCUGGCCUCAAACCAAGGACAGAUCAGCAUGGCUGCCAUGAACACUGUGGCCGAGGUCCUACAUAAGCUCCUCGUGGUUGGCAUCACUGACACUGAUUCUGAUAUUCGUUUCUGUGUGCUGAUGUCUCUGGACGAGAGAUUUGAUCCCCACCUGGCCCAAGCUGAGAAUCUCAGUGCCCUAUUUGUCGCCCUUAACGAUGAGGUGUAUGACAUUCGAGAGCUGGCCAUUUGUAUGAUCGGCAGACUGAGCAGUAAGAACCCGGCUUAUGUGAUGCCAUCACUGCGUAAGACUCUAAUACAGAUACUGACAGAAUUGGAACACAGUGGAGUUGGCCGUAACAAAGAACAGGCAGCCCGUAUGUUAGGCCAUCUCGUCGCUAAUGCAGCACGACUCAUAAGACCAUAUAUGGAACCAAUAUUGAAGGUGUUGAUCCCAAAGUUGAAGGAUUCGGACCAUAACCCCAGUGUUACUAUCAGUGUGCUGGCUGCUGUUGGGGAACUAGCUCAGGUGACUGGAACAGAGAUGAGAAAACGCAUGGACGAACUUCUACCUAUUAUCAUUGAUAUGCUACAAGACUCUUCCUCACUACAGAAAAGGGAGACUGCCCUGUGGACACUGGGACAGCUGGUUGAGAGUACUGGCUAUGUUAUUGAGCUGUACAAGAAAUAUCCCACUCUUCUGGAGAUUCUCCUGAACUUCCUCAAGACAGAACAGUCACCAGGAAUACGCAGAGAGGUGAUCAGAGUACUUGGAUUAUUGGGUGCAUUGGACCCCCACAAACACAAAUUGAACCUGGGUCUGAUCCAACAGACCGAGGCCUCGGCUGUGCUCAGUAUGUCUGACCCCAAAACCAACCAGGAAAACCAGCAACCAGAAAACACAAGUGAGAUGUUAGCCAACAUGAGUUCUUCUACAACUUUGGAGGAGUUCUACCCAGCCAUUGCCAUAGGAACCCUUAUGAGGAUAAUCCGGGACCCGACCCUGUCCCAGCACCACACGAUGGGCGUACAGGCAAUCACGUUUAUCUUUAAAAGUUUGGGCAUCAAAUGUGUGCCCUACAUACAACAGGUUAUCCCGGCAUACCUCACUGUCAUACGUACUGCUGAAUCCAACUUUAGGGAGUUCCUGUUCCAACAGCUAGGAGUGAUAAUAGCCAUUGUCAAACAACACAUAAGGAACUACCUGGACGACAUCUUCAGUCUCAUCAAGGACUACUGGACACCUAACAGCCCGAUGCAGAACACCAUCAUCCUGCUGGUGGAGCAGAUUGUCACAGCCCUGGGUACCGAGUUCAAGGUCUAUCUACCCCAGAUUGUACCUCAGAUGCUCAAGGUCUUCAUGCAUGACACAAGUCAACACCGAGCCGUCACUGCCAAGUUACUGAAUGCCCUGCAGCUGUUCGGUGCUAAUCUGGACGACUACCUCCACCUGAUCCUACCCCCGGUGGUCCGACUAUUGGACGGUACAGACAUCCCACUUGCUGUCAGAAAAGUUGCUUUAGAAACAAUCGACCGUUUGACGUACACACUUGACCUGACGGACUAUGCAUCAAGGAUCAUCCAUCCCCUGGUGCGGACCUUGGAUACCAGUGCGGAGCUCCAGACCACAGCCAUGGACACACUGUGUGCCCUGGUAGUCCAGCUCGGAACUAAGUUUGCCAUUUUUCUACCAAUGGUGUACAAGGUUAUGACAAAGAAUAAGAUUCUCCAUCAGAGAUACAGCAUCCUCACCUGUAGGAUUAUGAAGAGUUCUACUAUAGCUGAGGAGGAGGACGAUCCAAUGCUGUCCAGUUUUCGUCGCAAUAAGUUGAAAGUCUCUGAGACUGGGGAGGCAAGCAUUGAGGUUGUCACCAUUAAAAAACUACAUGUCAGCUUCCCCAACCUGCAGAAGGCACUUGGUGCUGGGCGACGAGAAUCUAAAGAGGAUUGGAUGGAAUGGCUGAGGAGGCUGAGUAUUGAACUUCUCAAAGAGUCACCCUCCCCUGCCCUCAGGUCGUGUUGGGCAUUAGCGCAGACCUACAACCCACUAGCUAAGGACCUGUUCAAUGCAGCGUUUGUUUCUUGCUGGACUGAGCUGACGGAGACACAGCAGGACGAGCUGAUACAGAGUCUGGAACAAGCACUUACCUCCCAGGAGAUCCCUGAGAUCAUGCAGACCCUGCUUAACCUGGCCGAGUUCAUGGAACACUGUGAUAAGGGUCCCCUACCCCUGGAUACCUCCCUGUUAGGGGGUCGAGCCAUGAGGUGCCGAGCAUAUGCCAAGGCCCUACACUACAAGGAGGAGGAAUUCCAUAGGGGCCCCAACACUGAAACACUUGAGGCCCUCAUCAGCAUCAACAACAAGCUACAGCAGCCCGAGUCAGCAGCUGGGGUGUUGGAGUACGCGAUGAAGCACCACAGGGCUGACCUGAAGAUCCAAGAGGGUUGGUAUGAGAAACUACACGAGUGGAACAAGGCCCUGGAGGCCUACAACCGUCGACAGGAGAUGGCGACGGAUGACAUCAAUCUGACCCUCGGCAAGAUGCGCUGUCUGGAGGCACUUGCUGAAUGGAACCAGCUGUACCAGAUUGCCUGUGAUAAGUGGCCAACAGUGAGUGACCAUGACCGUGCCAAGAUGGCCAGGAUGGCUGCAGCUGCCUCAUGGGGACUUGGCCAGUGGGACAGUAUGGAGGAGUAUAUUUGCCUGAUCCCGAGGACGAGUUACGACGGUGCAUUCUACCGAGCUGUGUUUGCUUUACACACAGAAAACUACCAGCUGGCCCAACAGUGUAUUGACAAGGCCCGUGACAUAUUGGACACAGAACUGACUGCUAUGGUUGGGGAAAGUUAUAAUCGUGCAUAUGGAGCCAUGGUCAAUGUACAAAUGCUGUCGGAGCUGGAGGAGGUCAUUCAGUACAAGCUUGUGCCAGAGAGGAGGGAGACCAUCAAGGUUAUGUGGUGGGAUAGACUGCAGGGGUGUCAGAAGGUGGUGGAGGACUGGCAGCGAAUCAUCCAGGUGCGCUCACUGGUUGUCUCCCCUGUGGAGGACAUGAAGACGUGGCUCAAGUAUGCCAGCCUGUGUCGCAAGAGUGGACAUCUGGCACUGUCCCACAAAACCCUAGUCACCCUGCUGGGUGGUGAACCCAAUAAUCAUAUAUAUAAGAGGACCACAGACCAGCCCAUACCCACAGUCAACCCACAGGUCAGCUUCGCCUACAUGAAACACAUGUGGAAAAAUAACCAGAAGAAGGAGGCUUAUGGAAAGCUACAACACUUUGUACAACAUUCACUCCUGUCACGCACCAUGCAGCUCAACGCUCCAGAGGAUGCUCAGCAGAGAGCGGAGCUAAACAAACUCAUGGCCAGAUGCUACCUGAAGUUGGGUGAUUGGACAGAGAUAAUAAUGAACAUCUGUGAGGAGGCCAUCCCCCAGAUACUGGAGUACUACAGUCUGGCCACAGAACACGACAAGUCCUGGUACAAGGCUAGCCAUGCCUGGGCCCUGAUGAACUAUGAGGCGGUCCUAUUCUACAAACAACAACAGAACCUGCAGGCUGCGGACGGGACAUCAAGUUCUUCCUCCGCGGGAGCCUCUUUGGGCCCUGGAGAUAUUGGCCGGGCUGCCUUGGGCCCAGGGGACUUGUCUCGGACCAGUGAUACCCCAGGCUCACCCAGGAUCGAAUCCAAUGCAGCCAAGAUGCACAAAUACUGUGUUCCAGCUGUUCAUGGAUUCUUCCGUUCAAUCUCUUUGUCACAGCAAAACAGUCUUCAGGACACUUUAAGACUUCUGACCGUGUGGUUUGACUAUGGUCAGUGGGCUGAGGUAUACGAGGCGCUAGUCGAGGGACUAAAGACCAUUCAGAUUGACAAUUGGCUCCAGGUCAUCCCCCAGCUCAUUGCCCGAAUUGACACCCCUCGUCUGUUGGUUGGUCGCCUCAUCUCUCAGCUCCUGAUAGAUGUCGGUAAAACCCACCCACAGGCACUGAUCUACCCUCUGACUGUUGCCUCCAAGAGUAACGCCACAGCCAGACAGUCGGCAGCCAACAAGAUUCUGAAGAGCAUGUGUGAACACAGUAACACACUUGUACAACAGGCCAUGCUGGUGAGCGAGGAACUGAUUCGUGUGGCUAUUCUCUGGCAUGAACUUUGGCAUGAGGGUCUAGAGGAGGCUUCACGCCUCUACUUUGGGGAACGGGAUGUGAAAGGGAUGUUUGCCACUCUGGAGCCCCUGCAUGCCAUGAUGGAGAGAGGACCUCAGACACUGAAGGAAACCUCCUUUAAUCAGGCAUACGGGCGAGACCUGAUGGAUGCCCAAGAGUGGUGUAGGAAACAUCAGAGGUCGGGUAACGUGAAGGACCUGACUCAGGCCUGGGACCUGUACUAUCAUGUCUUCAGACGCAUCUCUAAACAGCUACCCCAGUUGACAUCCCUAGAAUUACAAUAUGUCUCCCCCAAAUUGUUACGAUGCCAGGAUCUGGAGCUGGCGGUUCCAGGAACUUACGACCCCAAUCAACCCGUCAUCAAAAUUCGGAGGGUUCAAAGUUCACUGCAGGUCAUCACCUCGAAACAGCGACCAAGGAAACUCAGCAUAUUUGGUAACAACGGCCAGGAAUACAUGUUCCUACUGAAGGGACACGAGGACCUGAGGCAGGACGAGCGUGUGAUGCAGCUGUUUGGACUGGUCAACUCACUCCUCCUAAACAACCCGGAAACGUUAAGGAGGAACCUCACGAUCCAGAGAUUCUCGGUGAUCCCACUGUCCACCAACUCAGGGCUGAUUGGCUGGGUCCCACACACAGACACAUUCCACGCUCUAAUCAGGGACUACCGCGAGAAGAAAAAGAUCCUUCUGAACAUCGAACACCGGUUGAUGCUGCGGAUGGCGCCUGACUAUGACCACCUCACACUUAUGCAGAAGGUGGAAGUGUUUGAGCAUGCCCUAGAACACACACAGGGGGAUGAUCUCGCCAAAAUUCUUUGGUACAAAAGUCCGAGCUCUGAGGUGUGGUUUGACCGUAGGACCAACUACACACGAUCUCUGGCCGUGAUGUCUAUGGUAGGCUAUGUACUAGGACUGGGAGACAGACAUCCCUCCAACCUGAUGCUGGACAGAGUUAGUGGCAAGGUCAUCCACAUCGACUUCGGAGACUGUUUUGAGGUUGCCAUGGUGAGGGAGAAGUUUCCGGAGAAGAUUCCAUUCCGACUGACUAGAAUGUUGAUCAGCGCUAUGGAGGUGACCGGUAUAGAUGGUAACUACCGGAUGACCUGUGAGAGUGUCAUGGAGGUGCUGCGGGAACACAAGGACAGCCUAAUGGCCGUGCUGGAGGCCUUUGUGUACGACCCACUCCUUAACUGGAGACUCAUGGACACUACAACCAAAGCCAAGCCAAAGACCAACCGUUCAGAUUCGCUUUCGGGUAGCCAGGAGAAGGGCGACAUCCUGGACAGCGUGGAACUAGGCACAGCCACCCACAAGAAGACCGCCCCCGAGGGUCCGGGGUCUGCAGGAGGCGAUAACCCCCUGGCCGAGGUACUCAACAAAAAGGCAAUAUCUAUUGUACACCGAGUCCGAGACAAACUGACAGGGAAGGACUUCCCUACCAAGGACUCUAUAGACGUCAACACCCAGGUGGAGCUACUCAUCAAACAGGCCACCUCACACGAAAACUUGUGUCAGUGCUACAUCGGCUGGUGCCCAUUCUGGUGAUGAUGGGGUAGAUAGCAAACACACUAAUGACUAAACGGCGAAUACUUUGUGAAAGAUUACAAAAUCAAGCAACCUGUUGUUAGACUCUAUGGUCUUCUUCAACAGAUCAUGUCGCCUGAAAAUACAUGUAUUGAGUACUACAGCUGUAGACGUUGGCUCGGGUGAUGGAGACGAUUUGUUAACUUUACAAGCUGAAUGUCCCGUGAGAAAUUAUUUGAAAAGACUAUCCUAUUACUUAUCAAGGUAGGGUAUAUAUUGAUGGGUCUAGUUUUUGCUUGUACCUACACAUCAAGUCUUCAAUAAAACCGUUUUGAUUUGAUAAUAUGCAACAAAUAUGCAGGGCCGCUUUCGUUUAUUGCACUCCAAAGGGUCGGAUCAGAGUUGUUUUGUUUAUGAAAUCAGGUCGGACUUAGUAAUCUGAUGCUGCCUUCGGGCGAGCCUUGACAAAGCUUU
Mizuhopecten yessoensis (Yesso scallop) is the source of this 8112-nucleotide messenger RNA. Its product is annotated as serine/threonine-protein kinase mTOR-like. The record is from RefSeq and is a predicted model, not a curated record. Gene Ontology annotation, cellular component: TORC2 complex; TORC1 complex; nucleus. Gene Ontology annotation, molecular function: protein serine/threonine kinase activity; protein-containing complex binding; protein binding. Bases 154 to 7659 code for a protein of 2501 amino acids. Lineage: Eukaryota; Metazoa; Mollusca; Bivalvia; Pectinida; Pectinidae. Gene Ontology annotation, biological process: negative regulation of macroautophagy; protein phosphorylation; TOR signaling. The transcript is spliced from 54 exons.